This is a messenger RNA of Suillus paluster, 2025 nucleotides long. Its product is annotated as major facilitator superfamily domain-containing protein. The record is from RefSeq and is a predicted model, not a curated record. Gene Ontology annotation, cellular component: plasma membrane. NCBI's taxonomy places the organism in Eukaryota, Fungi, Basidiomycota, Agaricomycetes, Boletales, Suillaceae. Bases 278 to 1867 code for a protein of 529 amino acids. Gene Ontology annotation, biological process: transmembrane transport; carboxylic acid transport. The transcript is spliced from 16 exons. Gene Ontology annotation, molecular function: carboxylic acid transmembrane transporter activity.
UAGCUCAUGCUAAUACUAGUAGAUCAUUAUACGACGCCUCAGGCAGCAUCAUUGCCCUCAAUGAUGGUUUCGUUUGGUCUUCGUCCACUAUUCAUACACUGAGCAAGGAAGGCACUGCAGCCUAAUCUGCAUCUUGAGGCAUAAUUGUGCCUCGGACGAAUGGAGACACGUUCAACCUUCCUGUUCUCAAAGUUCACAAUUGCUACAACGUUCAGCCUCAGGACUGCAAGCACCCUGCAUUAGGAUCACGUGUGCCCACUUAUAAAAUGAUCGCUCGAUGAAAAUGCGCCGCAGACCCUUCAUUUAUCUCCCACCAGCUUGUUAUCUUUCGAGCACCCUCGGCAUGUCUAACGAGAAAGAUGUCAACUCCGUUGAUGAGAAGGAGACGAAGGCUGGUGUCAGUGAUGACAUUCGUAAUUUGACUGCAAGGACCCAUGCAGCGGAACUGAAGGCUACAGCACAUGAUCUCAAUAAAAAAGAGUCUCUCAGUGCAUAUUUCACCAUCCUGGCCGCGGGUUUUGGUUUGAUUAGUGACGGUUAUCAAAAUAAUCUGAUGACAAUGAGCAACGUUAUCUUCAAGCAGUUAUACCCGAAAGACUACACAUCGACUGUAUCCACUCGAGUCUCAAAUGCCUUGCUGGUUGGUGCUGUACUGGGUCAGGUAUCUGUGGGCUUGAUUUGCGACAGAGUAGGACGUAAAGUUGCCCUUGUGACAACAACCUUAAUGAUUGUCAUUGGUGCUACCCUUGGCACUGCGGCUCACGGUGCCCAUGGAAGCGCCCAGGGAUUAUUCUGGUUCCUGACCUUCGCUCGAGGCAUCACGGGUGUUGGUGUCGGAGGCGAAUAUCCUGCUUCCUCCACGAGUGCUAGCGAAGCUGCGAACGAGACAGCACUGAAUAAUCGCGGUCCAGUAUUCAUCAUGGUCACGAACUUUGUUCUAUCUUUUGGCGGCCCCCUCGCCGUAUCGGUGUUUCUGAUUGUCUUGUCGGCAGCUGGGGAGAGCCAUCUUGAGACGGUCUGGCGCGUGUGCUUUGGUGUUGGCAUAAUGCUCCCUUUGACUGUAUUCUUCUUCCGUCUUCGGAUGCUGAGCUCUAAGCUGUACCGCAAGGGUGCCAUUAAGCGUCGCGUCCCAUACAAACUCGUGUUCAAGCGCUAUUGGCGAGAGCUGAUUGGAACUUGUGGGGCCUGGUUCCUUUACGAUUUUGUCACAUUCCCUAACGGUGUUUUCUCGGGUACCAUUAUUUCAAGCGUUAUCCACAAUGGCGACAUAAAGAAGACGGCAGAAUGGCAACUUCUUCUCGGAGUAAUCGCCCUUCCUGGUGUUUUUGUGGGUGCCUAUCUCUGUGAUAGGCUGGGUCGAAGAAAUACAAUGAUGCUUGGCUUCUCUGGAUACCUCUUAUUUGGCCUCAUAAUUGGACUGGCUUACGACAAGAUCACGAAGAUCAUACCAUUAUUCAUCAUUUUCUAUGGGCUUAUGCAAUCGGUCGGAAACAUGGGACCGGGUGAUAUGCUUGGUCUGACGAGCUCCGAAUCAUAUGCGACUCCGAUCCGCGGCACCUGCUAUGGCCUAUCUGCUGCUAUUGGGAAGACUGGAGCAGCCGUUGGCACUCAGGCUUUUACUCCCAUACAGAACAAUCUGGGUAAACAGUGGACAUUCAUUAUUGCCGCCAUUUGCGGCGUAACUGGUGUCCUGGUCACAUAUUUCUGUGUCCCAGAUAUGACUGGGGUUGACCUCGCUGAUGAGGACGUCAAAUUCAUGAAAUACCUCGCUGACAAUGGUUGGGAAGGCGAGGUAGGUGAGGAUGAUGAGAAGGGGAUGUUCGCAGACCGCCGCGUUGCUGAAGCUGGCUCUGCUGAAGGGCUCUGAAGGCAUCCUCAUCAUUUAACAGUAUUGAACAGACUUAUAUGCUACAACAAUUUUCGAGUGAGGUGGCUGUGUUAUGCUGCCUUUUCUGGUUGUUUGUACUUAUCUAUAUCAAGUUAUAUCACCAGUCAGUCACUGCAGAUAUAAUAUUUACUUAACCC